CGCUCUAGGAAGGAAUCAAAAUAAAGAAAACGGCGGGGAAAGUGAAGGAUUUAUAAGUGAGUUGGAAGCUGCGGGGAGAAAAAAAGGGCUGGGGCUUAUUUGCAUCUGAAGUCAAGUCAGGCUCAUUCCAGGGAUGAUCCUUCGUGUGGGACUGUGUCCUGGCCUCUCGGAUGAAAUGGUGCAGGUGCUAAAAGCCAAUGGCAUCAAAACAGUGGCUGAUCUUGUCUCAUCGGAUCUGGAGGACAUUGCCCAGAAGAAUUCCUUAUCAUACAAGACCUUAGUUGCGGUACGACGUGUGUUGCUGGCACAGUUUUCCUCCUUCCCAAUCAAUGGGGCAGAUCUCUAUGAAGAGUUGAAGCACACCACGGCCAUCUUGUCCACUGGAAUUGAAAGCUUGGACAAACUUCUCGACUCGGGUAUAUACACGGGGGAAGUGACAGAACUUGUUGGCGCACCCAGUGCUGGAAAAACCCAGCUGUGCCUCAUUGUCGCUGCAAAUGUAUCCUAUAAUCUCAAGCAGACUGUCCUGUACAUUGACUCGACUGGGGGCUUCACCGGUGCCCGUCUACUGGAGCUACUGAACUGCUUAACAGAGGAUGAGGAAGAGCAGGCUGAAGCAUUGCGAAGAAUCCAGGUUUUUCGUACAUUCGAUGCCUACAAAAUGCUUGAUGUGCUCCAGGAAGUCCGUGGUUAUGUGGCUCAGCAGAUACUCAGCACCUCUGGACCAGUGAAACUACUUAUUGUGGAUUCCAUUUCUGCUGUAAUUUGCCCUUUCUUGGGACUUCGGCAGCCCGAUGGUAUGGCCCUCAUGAUGCAUUUGGCGAGGGAGAUGAAAAGCCUUGCCAAAGAAUUUGGGAUUGCCAUAUUGUUGACAAAUCAUGUGACCAGAGAUGCUGGUGGUGGUUUUAAACCAGCACUAGGUCGCUCGUGGAGUUACAUACCUAACACUCGGCUGCUGCUGGAAAAGAAAAAAGUCAAUUCUGAGAAAGCAGGUCGAGUCGCAUCUUUGAUGAAAUCUUCUCGACAGCCUUUUGGAGUUCAGGCAGAAUUAGACCUGAGGAACUGGGAGGUGAAAAAAGAAAGUCCAGUCACAUCAGGAGAAGGACCAGAUGACGGCAUGGGUUUGUCUUCCUGAUUUACCACUGGGUUUCCUGAACAUUGCAGAAGGCCUGGAAAUGGAAAGAAGACUCCGGUUUUUAGAGGAAUGGGGAAUAAAAACCAGUAUCGGCCUUUUCCUAACAGAAUCUGCCUCCCUGAUUUAUUGGAUUUCAGCUCCUAGAAUCCCGAAAGAACACAGUCUACGAUCGGAGAUGAUCUGAAGUCAAAAACUUUUGGAGGACACGGUUUCUUUGGCUGGGACAUCAUAUUGUGUCGGUUAACUGUGGAAAUGUGCAUUGGAUUGACUAAAGUCAGGAGGUCACUUUUCAGCAACUGCAAUUUUUGUAGAUAAACGUAGAGUUUGUCAUUACUAAAGGGAUAUCGAAUGGAGUUGUUUAUCCAAAGGAGCCUCCAUGUCGUUCCCUGUAUUGCUACACUGUAUUGACAUCCUGAUUUUUGCUAUGUGAAAUGGAGGGGAAACGUAGGCACUGUAUUGAUUUUGCUUAACAAAUCAAGCAAGCUUGUCAUUCUAUAAGCCAUCACAAAGGUAGAAAUAUAUAUCAAAUGAGGGCUCUUGUAGAUGCUUUGUAUAAUAGGUCAGGGGUCUCCAACCUUGG
Ahaetulla prasina is the source of this 1715-nucleotide messenger RNA. RefSeq names its product RAD51 paralog D (gene RAD51D). The transcript has 11 exons. The record is from RefSeq and is a predicted model, not a curated record. Gene Ontology annotation, biological process: telomere maintenance; double-strand break repair via homologous recombination; DNA strand invasion. Bases 134 to 1135 code for a protein of 333 amino acids. Lineage: Eukaryota; Metazoa; Chordata; Lepidosauria; Squamata; Colubridae. Gene Ontology annotation, molecular function: four-way junction DNA binding; ATP binding; ATP hydrolysis activity. Gene Ontology annotation, cellular component: centrosome; replication fork; Rad51B-Rad51C-Rad51D-XRCC2 complex.